Puntigrus tetrazona (Sumatra barb) is the source of this 5927-nucleotide messenger RNA. RefSeq names its product mitogen-activated protein kinase kinase kinase 11. The record is from RefSeq and is a predicted model, not a curated record. Gene Ontology annotation, biological process: microtubule-based process; protein phosphorylation; positive regulation of apoptotic process. NCBI's taxonomy places the organism in Eukaryota, Metazoa, Chordata, Actinopteri, Cypriniformes, Cyprinidae. Gene Ontology annotation, cellular component: centrosome. The coding region runs from base 692 to 3520 and encodes 942 amino acids. Gene Ontology annotation, molecular function: ATP binding; protein binding; JUN kinase kinase kinase activity. The transcript has 10 exons.
CAGUCAUCUGAUUCUUUUCCUGUCCCACCCUCUACCGGACAGACGGGAAGAGUUCACGGUAAACGGGCUGAACACACCGACCUCACGAGCUCCUGCGAGCCGCGCGAAUGAAGACGAUCGACGCCGAGCGGCAGAAACGACGCGACGCCAUUAGACCAGCGGGACGCGAUCAGCCGCUUCCUGCUCCAGCCGCUCGGGAAGAAGUUCCAGAACUUGAGCAGAACUUCAGAACCCGGUCAGACCCGCGAUGACCGGUCCGGACGGGGAAACCUGACGACGCGAUCCGAGCCAGCGCGUUUCUCAGCGCGAUUCUCUGCGCGUUUGGCCGCGAGUCGAAGCGGCUUUUCCUGCCAUUCUUCUUCUGAGCGCUUCCUGCUCGGGCAAAACCACCAGCAGCUAAAAAUACUCAGCCCUCAAUGGAGCCCUGAGCACAGACUUCAGCUCUCCAGGGCCGAUGCGUCUCCGCUCGCUUGGGGCUUUUAGAAGGACUUGAGAUCUAGUCGAGAUGUUUUCCUCUCUUAUGUGAUGUUUUCGGAGGAAAGGCUCCUGGAGUGACUGAUUUGGCGUCUACAUGGGGAUCGAUGUCUGAUGGAGACUCUUCCACCGAUGAUCUGGGCGUACAGGGUUGUGACGAACCCACCUGAACUUCAACAUUCUUCUGAUUUCACUCAAAGUGCCUUGUAAACUCUCGAUGGAGCCGCUGAAGAACAUAUUUUCGCGCGGGCCGCUGUCCACCUGGAAGAGCCUGGAUCAGACUCAGAAGGGCAACUUCACCAACCCGGUUUGGACCGCUCUGUUCGAUUACGAGGCUUCGGGGAAAGACGAACUCACGCUGCGUAAAGGGGACCUAGUGGAGGUUCUGUCUCUGGAUUCGGAGAUAUCCGGAGAUGAAGGAUGGUGGGCGGGAAAGGUCAACAACAAGGUAGGAAUCUUCCCCUCCAACUACGUCUCCUUCAAGCCCAGAGCUUACGGGGAGCUGCAGAGCUCUGGUUUGGGACCGAGCGAGUUGGAGCCGGAGACGGUGGAUUUCAGCGAGUUGAGUCUGGAGGAGGUCAUCGGGGUCGGCGGCUUCGGGAAGGUCUAUCGAGGGACCUGGAAGGGCGAGUUGGUGGCGGUGAAGGCGGCCCGUCAGGAUCCGGAUGAGGAUAUCAGUGUCACGGCCCAGAACGUCCAGAACGAGGCCCGACUCUUCGCCAUGCUCCAGCACCCCAACAUCAUCGCUCUCAAGGGGGUCUGCUUGCAGGAGCCCAACCUGUGCCUGAUCAUGGAGUACGCGUCUGGCGGGCCGCUGAGCCGGGCCCUGGCUGGACGACGGAUCCCGCCGCACGUUCUGGUCAACUGGGCGGUGCAGAUCGUCCGAGGGAUGCAGUACCUGCACAACGAGGCCCUCGUCCCCGUCAUCCACCGAGACCUCAAGUCCAACAACAUUCUGCUGGCCGAGCCUGUGGAGAAGGACAGCAUCGAGGGUAAAACCCUGAAGAUCACAGAUUUCGGUCUGGCCCGUGAGUGGCACAAGACGACGAAGAUGAGCACGGCGGGAACCUACGCCUGGAUGGCUCCGGAGGUCAUCAAAUCAUCCACCUUCUCCAAAGGCAGCGACGUCUGGAGUUAUGGUGUGUUAUUAUGGGAGCUGCUGACCGGAGAGGCUCCCUACAGAGGGAUCGAUGGUCUGGCCGUGGCUUACGGGGUCGCCGUGAACAAACUGACUCUUCCGAUCCCGUCCACCUGCCCAGAGCCUUUCGCCCAGCUCAUGUCCGAGUGCUGGGAUCAGGAUCCUCACCGGCGGCCCAGUUUCUCCUCUAUCCUGCAGCAGCUGACGGCUCUGGAGGAGCAGGUGAUGGACGAGAUGCCGCAGGACUCCUUCCACUCGCUCCAGGAGGACUGGAAACUGGAGAUCCAGGACAUGUUUGAUGAGCUGCGGGCCAAAGAGAAGGAGCUGCGGUGUCGUGAGGAGGAGCUGAAGCGCGCGGCGCUGGAGCAGAAGUCUCACGAGGAGUUCCUCCGUCAGCGCGAGCAGCAGUUAGCUCAGUGGGAGCAGGACGUGUUCGAGCGAGAGCUGUCUCUGCUCAUCCUGCACCUCAACCACAACCAGAAGCCCAACGUCAAGAAGCGCAAGGGAACCUUCAAGAAACACAAGCUGAAGGUGAAGAACGGAGAGAAGAUCAGCAUGCCGCAGGAUUUCAUCCAUAAGAUCACGGUCCAGGCGUCUCCGUGUUUGGAGAAGAGACGUAAUUCUCCGGAUCUGGGCUCGCCGUCCAUCGGUCCGCGCUUCCGAGCGAUACAGCUGAGUCCCAGUGAGAGUAAGUGGAGCUCGCCGCUGGAGUCUCUUCCUCUCAAACAGACCAACGGCGAGAGAAGAUUCGCUCCACAUCUGAGCCCCAAAAGCCCCAAGAGUCCAAAGAUCCUCCGUCUGAGCGCGCAGGAGAACAGUCUGUCGAUGAGAGCCAAACUCCUGGAGGUGGACAGUAAUGAGAGAGAGGACUCCAGAGCUGACUUUGAGGAGUACAGACCCAUCACACCAGAGUCCAGCCACAACGAGGGCUCCGAGAGCGAGGAGGGCUCGUCCCCGUGCGGGUCUCCCAGGCCGGAUCCCCCGGGGCCGGUGUGUCGGGGCCCGAGCACACACCGCGCUCUGCUGGGCAGCGCCGCCCUGCUGGCGUCCGUGGCUCUGGGCCGCUGUGUGGAGCCGCAGCAGCCGCCCGCCCCCCCGCCGAGGGCCUCGUCCCGGACGCACCUGCCGGAGCCCGAGGCCGUGGGGGACCUGAUCAGCUUCAGCACCGACUCGCUGCCGCGGGGCUUCCUGGACUCGCUGCGGCCGCCGGCCCCGAUCCCGCGGGAGCGCCGGGCCCUGCAUGCUAACGGAGCCGCCGAGGGCCCGCCGCUGAGCGGGGAGCGCAGGAGGAGGAGCAGCUCCGGACUCAGCUCCUCACAGCUCAUCCUGGAUCUUCCUCUGUGUCAGGACACGUUGGAGUCCGAGGACAAGUCUCCGCUGCCGUUUGCCCUGUAUCCCGACCCUCGCUUGUGGAGCCCUAAAACCCGGCGCUUGGAGGUCAACAUCGUCCCCCGGCCGCGCCCGUCCCCGAACCGGCCCCGCAUCGACCCGUGGAGCUUCGUGUCGGCCGGGGGCCCGGACAGACCCGGGGUCAAGACGGCGGUCAGCAGCCCCAGCAGCCCUCGCCUGACCUUCCAGCCCUCACCCACCAACCCCUUCACGAACUGCGACCCCUUCCCUUCCCCGGACUGUGACCCCUUCAACCUGAGGCUCCACCCCGCGCUCCACUCGGACCACGCCUCCACCUUCGACCCGUUCUCGGCCCCGUUCCCCACCUCGCGCUCGGCGCCCUGCUCCACCAACGGCAGUCCCAACCUGUCCCUGCGGGUGGCGCCGCUGAACCCGGCCGACUCCCCGCUCAUAGACCUGGGCUGGGCGGGCGGCCCCAAGGAGAGGGUCCAUCCUCACCGGAGCCUGGGCCUCAGCCCGUUCAGAUCGCCCGCGCCGCUCCGAGACGACCGCUUCUGACCCUGCUGUGUCGAAGGCUCUGCGAUCGCUUGGUCUCCUCGGCCUCUCGCUGCGCUCUAAUCGUCUCAAACGUGAUGCAGUCAGUGUCAAAAGAUUUCAGUGAUUCCUCGUUUCUGUUGGCCUGAGCGAGAAUCCUUUACUCAUUGAAUACAGCGCUGACCCAAACCAUUAGAACACUACAACUUUCAGUCACUUAUUUCUAUCUGUUUCUAUCCAUUUGCAGACAUUCAGUCAGUUAAUUGUAAUAAUCCGGUGAGAUUUAUGUCUGAUCUGAUCAUCUUCGGUCUGUCUGGAGACACACGCUUCAAGAAAGAUCCCUGCAAAGAUGCAGAACCGUUUUAGUCCGUCGUCUUCCUGUAAAUACCUGUAUUUUUAUCUGGUGAAAGCGCUAGUGUUCUAAUAUUUUUGGCCACCGCUGUAGAUGCCAAAGAUUGGAGGAUGUUUUUGUGUUGAAGUCAAGUAACAAUCGAGCAGGUGUUUGGGCAGGAGAAGUGCACUUUUAAGUAGACUUAGACAUUCCCUUAAUCUCUGGUCUACACGAGCAGACAGAAGAAGAGGAGAUUAGGAAACCUCAAACUCAUGUUAUACAUCCCGUCAUGUUGGUUAUAGAAUAAUAGUCAAAAGCAAUACGUAAACCCAAACGUUUUCAUUUAAAAUAAUAGCUAAACAUUCUCGAAAUGAGAUGCAUUUAAAAGAAAUACAUUUUGUUUCUCAAACCUCACUCAGUCUGUCUGAGUCAGAAGUUCAUGCAUGCGGUUCUACAUGAGUACACCUUUCCUGUUGAUGAAAAAUGACUGCUUUUCUGAUUAAAUGAUUAACUGAUUUUAUGCAUAAAACAAGAACAAAACUGUUGUUGAUAGGAAAAGCAAACUUAAAGUGUGUUUUUCUUACUCUAGCUCCUGGUUUCACAGACAGGCCGGAAACUUGAUCUUAAAACAUCUCAGUGCCUCUGUUUUCUCUCAAGAUGCAAAAAAGUCAAGUUUAAAAAAAUGACUCUCCUGACUGAAGUAUGGCUUACUGUAAACCUCAUCUGAAAAAUCAGGCCUAUACUUUCUCUUGUUUUAAGCUUAAAAUGGACCUUUUUUAUCGCAAAACAAGACUUAUGAGACGAUAAAACAAAUGUUUUUAAUUUAAUUGCAAAUUUUCAUCUUUUUCUUUUCACAAUUGACUUUUUGUUUUUUGGGGUUUUUUUUUGUGUCUUGCCAUUUUUUUUUUUUUUAUCUCUAAAAAUCAGAAUUGUGAGAGAAAACAAAUCUGAAUUCUGAGUGCAUCUGGCAACUCUAUAAUAGAGGAAAAAAGACCCAGAAUUGCAAGAUAUUAACUGGGGAAAAAAAUUUAGAUGCAAACGUAUAAAAUAAAUACAAAUUAUAAGACAGAAAUUCAGAAACCUGAGGUGAAAAGUUUCCAUUGAUUUGUGGGAUUUCUUCCAUAGAAUAAACUUCAGCUUAUAACUUGAAAUUGUGAGGAAAAAGUUGCAAGGUGUAAAAGGAAAAAACUAUAUAUAUAUAUAUAUAUAUAUCUGAGGAAAGGAUAUAACUAAAAUAUAUAAAGAAAUAAUUAGUUAAUAUCUUGUGAUAUAAAUGUAUAAUUGUGAAUGACUUGUGUGUGAUGGUGUUAGUUGGGUCAGAUCAGAUGUUUCUGCUCGUGAUGAAGAUGAUCGUGUGAAAUCACAAGCAGAAGAUCGCAGUGAAUGAAGCUAAUCGCAAGCUAUUAAUAUUUAUUACAGAGGCCUUUAACACACUGGAUUCGAGAGAUUUUAAAGGGGUGGAGACACAGUCCAUCUUAGGAUGCUUUAGUAUAUUGUUUAUUGAGGAAUAUCUCUAGGUUUUGUUCUUCACUGGAGUCUGUGGAGUUAUGGGUGCUGCAAAGGGACAAAGCUGUCUUUUACCAUGUCAGAAAUACAAAGACUUGAUCGAAAAGAGAAAUAUCUGAACAGUUUUUCCUUGAAAAUCUUCUUUUGUGCUCGUUGUUAUUUGACCGAAACACUCCAGGCGUCUCUCAGGACAGACGGAUGUCUCAGGACGCUCGUCUUCCACUACCUGCGAAAACCCGCCGCUUGCAGGAGCAUCUUCUUUUUCAUGUUGAUUCAUGUUUUAUUGUAAGCUUAUUGAGAUAUAUUCAGUUCUGGUGAAGCCCGUAUAACAUCUGCCGUGUGUGUGUGUGUCUGUGUGUGUUUGUGUGCGUGCGUGCGUGUGUGUGUGUGUUAUUCUCAAUGGGCUGGGCCUAAUCACUCCAUUACUGUGUGUGUGUGUGUGUGUGUGUGCGCUGGAUGAUGUGUGUUUCUGUGUUAAAGAAGGUGUGAGUGUUUAUUUUGCUAAUUGUAAUGGGUUUUAACCUGUGGAACUUUUAAGAUUAAAUAAAAAGAGAAAAAGGAGCAAGACCAAAUAAAAUGUAACACGACUCUAAA